This is a messenger RNA of Saccoglossus kowalevskii, 960 nucleotides long. RefSeq lists its product as uncharacterized. The record is from RefSeq and is a predicted model, not a curated record. Lineage: Eukaryota; Metazoa; Hemichordata; Enteropneusta; Harrimaniidae.
AUGACGUCCACUGAAACUGCCGACAUGUUCUCUAGAAUCAUUUUACAACACCUGAAUUCCGGUUUUCUUAGUGUUGGUAUUGCGUUCGGUUCAACUACGGGAUUAUUUCAGGCAAUGGAAAAUAUGGGCGAAGGGAAAACGUCACAGGAAAUCGCUGAUGCUGCGGGGCUGAAAGAGAGGUAUGUCAGGGAGUGGCUAGGUGUUAUGGUUACGGGUAAAAUUGUGGAAAUGGAUGACGAGUCGGAGACGUUCAACCUGCCAGGCACACCGCGCAAAUGCAUGCCGUAUUCUAGCUACACUGGUUUGCAUGAACUCAUGAAAAAAAAUACUCGGGCUAAAUACUCAAAGCUACCAAAUUUCAUUACGUCUGUAAAAGAAGUCAGACCUUUGUUAGAAUCAGGGGUCAAUGUGGUCGAUAUUGGCUGCGGCGAUGGUUUCGUCGUAUGUCGUAUGGCCGAAGCGUUUCCUACAAGUGAAUUCCAUGGAGUGGACAUAUCUGAAGAAGCCAUUAUAAGUGCAAGAAACGAGGCGGCAACGCUUGGUCUAACAAACGUCACAUUUCAUACUCACACAGCUGCUAGACUUCCUGCUUAUUGGUCAGAACUGUUUGAUUACGUCAUAGCGUGUGAUACUAUUCACGACCAAGCAUACCCGGAUGUGGUGCUGAGUGAGAUACGUCGUAUAUUGAAACCCAAUGGAUAUUUUUCAAUGAUGGACAUAAUGGCGGAGUCUAAGAUAACUGAUAAUAUGUCGAAUCCUAUAGCACCAAUGCUUUAUAUGACCAGUUUGAUGUCAUGUAUGCCUUUAUCUCUUUAUUUUGAAAAUGGUGCUGGUUUAGGAACUAUGUGGGGCAAGGAUAAAGCAUUGGGCAUGCUCAAAUCGGCUGGGUUCCAGUGUAUCACUGUCGCGCCUACUGAGGACGAAUUACCCGACUACCACUAUUUUAAUAAAAAAGUUUAA